Messenger RNA from Epinephelus fuscoguttatus (brown-marbled grouper), 4775 nucleotides. RefSeq lists its product as uncharacterized. The record is from RefSeq and is a predicted model, not a curated record. The transcript has 3 exons. Bases 375 to 1889 code for a protein of 504 amino acids. NCBI's taxonomy places the organism in Eukaryota, Metazoa, Chordata, Actinopteri, Perciformes, Serranidae.
UUUUGUUUUUUUUUUACAAAAUAGUCAUGAUGUAAGUUAAAGCUGCAAGAAGCAACGAUCGGGCCCUGGCACCACUGUGAGCGGCAGGGAUACAGGAAUGCUGCCUCACAUGUGACACUGGAUAGCAGCAUAGUGAAGAGGUCAUGGAGAUAAGGACAGGAUCAUCUGGAGGAUGGAUGCAAAAAGGACGAACCGGUAGUGGGUGUGUCCUGUAGUGGCUGCUGUCACAUAAACAGGGAAAAAAGAACCACUUUCAACCACAUCUUAUGACUCACAGGAGUGCUGUCAACUCACUUAGGACUCAGGUCUGAAGAAAGCCUGACAUAACUCCUGGGGAAGAGGAUUCUUCAGUCUACUGCCUAUUCCAGAACAACAUGGCACCGACUAAACUGGGAGCCUGGAGUCCUUUAACAGAGGCAGCUGUGGGGUUUGCACUGGGAGCAGUGGGAGGUUCCAUACUAGGAGCCACAGAGGAUCCAGUGGACAAGAUCCUGUCAGUGAUGACUUCUGCAGGCCCACUGAAACCAGUGAUGGAGGAAGUCAGGACAGUGGGUGCCCUCGGGCUGGGGACCCUUCUUGGAGCCACAGCUUUGACCACUGUGAUGACCUCAGUCGUAGCUGGUGUGAUUUUGGCAGCAGUGGUAGCUUCAGUAUUUGUGGCCAUGAGAAGCUGCGGUGCCUCCCACACAGACUCUGCUGGUAUGUGGGCAUCAGCAGCACUUGCUGGGGCCUUUGGGACCACUCUCAGUGGAGCCACGCUUGGGAUUACUAUUGAAUGGAUUGUGAGGGCCUAUGGCAUGGUGGGCCUCCUGUGGGUGCUGAGCAUAUUCACCAUGCUCAAACCGCCCCUGCACUUUGUAUUUAAAUUCCUCUGGAAGCAGGGAGAGGCCUGUUGCACUCUGGGAUCUACCGUCUGGGACAGGGACAGGAAACAGAUGGAGGUUACAGAGUUGCAGCACAGGCAGAGAGCAGCUAGGCAGAUAGAGCAGACGAUACUGACGCUGGAGAAGGGAGGCAGCACCGGUGGGAUGGAGAAUAAGACAACAUGGGCCAAUGAGCGAAGGCAGAGAGAGGAGAUAGAAAGGAGAAAGAUAGAGAGUGAAGAGGCAGAGAUGGAGCAAAGAACAAUCCAAGACUGGAUCACCACGGUGGUGAUCAAAUACGUGGACUUCUUGGCUUUCUCUGGGAUUCCAAUGACAGUGGUUGCCAUAGUAACAUCAGGGUUGGGGGUGUUUGGUUACGGAGGCCACCAAUCUGUGUUUAUAGUGCUUCUGGCUUUGGUUGUAGUCAUAGCCUAUUUGCUUAUGAAAUCUUCUGACUUUAAGUUCUGGAUGUUGAUAGGUUGCAUGGCAAUGCUUGCUACAUUUGUCAUUGCCUUACUCACCCUACAUGCCGGGCAGGUGGUUGUAACAGCUGCCAUGAAGAUGCAAGCAGCAGGACAGAGUCAGUCCACAGAAAACAUCAGUGCUCGUAUGAACUACCAAUCCUCUCUGGAAGCUUUGAACGCAGCUGUCUUUGUGGCAAAAUUAUUUGAGCUGGGUUUAGGGGCUACAGUGGGGGGUCCGCUGGUGAGGCGAGCAGCUGGAGAGGUGAAAGUUAUAGCAGGGGCGGCUUCAGUUGCGGGGGGUUUACUUGUUGGGUUGGAGGUUUUAGGCCCGGUUCUGGGAGAAGGGGGGAAAGCUGGGGCAAUGCUGGGGGUGGUGGGGGCAGCGGGGGUGUCUGUGGGUGCAGCUGCAGCCUUGGCUGGAAGGUGGUCCUCAUGGCUAGGAACUUUAGGAACAAUAGCAGGGUUGGUCAUAGGAGCAUUAGGGGUAGGAAAAUGGCAUAUUGUUAACAUUGGAUUGCAGCUGCCUGUUGCCUAUAUCUUCUCUAUGACCAAUCCCUUUUAACACAACAACCAUAAGCCGACUGUCAAACAUGUUGUCAAAGCACUAGGAGUUACCAGUGUGUCAUUUGCACUAGUUACCUGUUUUGAGUUAAUUGAAAGGAUAAGUGUAGUUAUAUUCCAUAUUUUUCCCUACAAUUAACAAAUCCCAUGUGUAGAGCCAAACCAACAGUGAAGGUAUUGUAAUAACAAGUAUAAUAUAUUCUUCCUCUAUGCCAAAUGAUGACUAUGAAAAAUGCAUCAGUGAGUUACAUUGGGUAUGUUUACAUGCACACUAAUAGUGCCCUAUCAGCCUUACUAAGAAUAACUAAUGGCCCCCUUCUAGCUGCUAACUCAGGUAAUUGCUCCAUCUUCUUGCUCCUAGAUCUAAUUGUAGCCUUUCACAGUGUGGGUUACUCUACUAUCAUUCACAGAGUUAAGGAAUAUGUGGGCAUCUCUGAUCCUGCUUUAAACUGGUUCCCUUCAUAUUUAUCCAAAAGAUCAUUCUUUGUCUAUGUCAGCAACUCAUUUUCUUCCUUGGCCCACAUCACUUGACCAGCAUUAUUUCUCCUUAUCUUGGCCCACUGGCCCCCUUUGUUAACCCACAUGUUAAAAAUUAUAUUUGUUAUACUUGAUUCAGAAUUGAAGUUUGACAAACAAAUCAACCAAGUAGUAAAAUUAAGUUUCAUGCCGCUGCACAUCAUCUCCAAACUCAGAUCAAUUCUCUGUACUUCUUACCUAGAGAAAGUCAUUCACGCCUUCAUAUCUUCCUCUGCUUUGAUUACUGCAACUCAUUAUAUACCUGGGAAUAAUUCUGGACAAUAAACUCAAUUUCGAUCAGCACACCAGAGACAUACAAAAAAAGGAGCCAACAAAGACUGUCAGCUAUCCGAAAACUCAAAGGACUCUAUGUCGCCCCCCAUCUACUGCUACUUCUGUACCAAAGCAUCAUUCAUUGUUUCCUCACCAUGCUUUCUGUCACCAAUCGGGCCAAACUGACACACAUCACACACACCGCUUCCAAAAUCAUUGGUCUUCCCACACCCAACCUCACAGAGUUAAAUAACAGGUCCAUUACACGCUUUGCAAAAUCAAUAGAAUGGAACACCACACAUCCACUCAACCAAUACCUCAUCCCAUUACCCUCAGGACGCAGGUACCGAACACUUAAACUCAGGAAAGCUUGACUCUGGAAGAGCCUGAUCCCAGCAGCCAUAGCUGCGCUGAACAAGAGAUCCCAUUGACUCAAAGUGACCACCUCUGUGAAUGAAUGUGAUGUUUGUGAUGUCUGUGAUAUGUCUGUACCUGUGAUAUUUGUGAUCGAUCUCUGUAAAUGUACAGUUAGUCUAAAGUAAGUCUAAGUCUAGUCUAAGUCUAUAUGUUGGCAUUACUCAGUCUUCUUUCUCCUGUCUUCAGAAAGUCCAAAAUGCAGUCCUGAGAUCCAGGACUAAGUAUUACAGGUACAAGACUUUCUUUGUCACUGCCCCCAAAGUCUGGAAUUCUCCUCCUCCCACCAUCUGAUUCUCCCCCACCACUGAGAUUUUCAAGAGUCAGUAUAAAACACACUUGUACUCACUACCCGUUAAUUGUGCAUAAUGUGAUUGUCAUUAUUGCUGUUACUGUCACAGUGUGGUGACAGUAUAAAAACAUCACUGAUGCAGUUUUUUGCUAUUGGUGCAAUAAUCCUGGUAAUGACAUGUUAUCAUUGUUGUUAUUAUUAUUUUGUUACUAUUAUCACUCAGAUUCUUUUGUUUCUCCUUCAGUUGUACACUUUUCUCUGUGUGUGCUAUAAGAGCACUUUGGGUCAACUCUGUGUUUAAAGUGUUACAUAACUAAAGUUGAUUUGACUUGACUAUUAUUGUGAAUAUAUCAAUUUUCUGAAUUUGAUGCAAGUGGCAUGAACAGCAUAUUCUGUUUAGAUAUUCCAAAUUAGGCCAUUAUUUUCAAAUUUAGAUUUUUUCUUAGAAAGUGGAGUAUGGAAAUAUUUUAAUAGAUUUUAAUAGCAUUAUUUAGUCAUGUACUGUAUACAGCACAUGCCUGUGGGACUGUCCAGUCAAGCAUUGCAUCACUUUGAGGGCAGAAAGUGCAUCCUCAUCCUCAGCAGUUACAUCCUCAAGCUCUUGCAGGAAAUCUGGAACAUCUUUUAGGAGCUCCUAGAUUUUGCACAUUUCAAGAAGGUGGUUGAAGAAUUGAAAGAUGGAAGGUGUGUUUGCUCAAUCCAACAAGUCCUGCAGCGGAAACUUUGAAAAAGUCAUAUUAUGAUGCAAAGAAGCAAAAUGACAAGCAGCUCUAACUGUUCCACUUUUCUGUUUUAAGAAGUGAUACAUCAACAACAUGUUAAAAAAACAAUUAAUCUGAGUAUGCAGGGUGAUAUACAGGAGUUUUAUUGGAAUAUUCUUUUUUUUUUUUUAUCAGCUACGUAAACACCUUAGUAGGAAUAUUACCUUUUUCAGAAUAUGGGCAAAAAAUAGAAUAUUUUGUGUGUAAAAAUGUAGUCACUGUUGCACUGGGUGACAUGUUCCGUCAUUACCAUGAACACACACACACACACACACACACACACACACACUGUAUUUCAUACACUAUGAUGACUUAAUCCCAUAUACACCAUGCUUUUGCAAAGUAGAGCACAUCAUGUGGAUUCAUCCAAAAACAUGUGGAUUCAUCCAAAAAAUAAGCCUUUUUUUUUUUAAAGAUGAAACUUUUAUUUUAUUUUAUUUAUUUACAUCUUCACUAGGAACCAGUGGGCUUGGGGCUGAAUGCCACAGAGAGAGUAGGGAUGUCAUAAAGUAUUGAGACAUGCACAAACACAUUGAAGGUUUUGUUUUUUUCAUAAGAUUUUUAACCAUAAGAAAAAAAAAAAAGAGUAACAUUCUGACUGGUCCUUUAAAACUAAACUCCACCCACUUUU